This is a messenger RNA of Anneissia japonica, 1572 nucleotides long. Its product is annotated as probable G-protein coupled receptor 21. The record is from RefSeq and is a predicted model, not a curated record. Gene Ontology annotation, biological process: adenylate cyclase-activating adrenergic receptor signaling pathway. The transcript has 2 exons. The coding region runs from base 398 to 1486 and encodes 362 amino acids. Lineage: Eukaryota; Metazoa; Echinodermata; Crinoidea; Comatulida; Comatulidae. Gene Ontology annotation, cellular component: membrane. Gene Ontology annotation, molecular function: G protein-coupled receptor activity.
GAAGCUAGCUUCAGAAGGCCACAGGACGCCAACAGAGUGUAUAGAGUAGUGUAGCAGCAACAACAAGUACACAACAUUGAGGAAAACAUUAGAAAUAUCAAGUACUAUCUAUACAUUAGAAACCUGUAAAGCAUUGGACAAGGCCUGGGACAUUGUGUGAACCAGUCAGCAUUAAAUAGUUACUUAUGUUUUGUAAUUAACUCAGGAUACAUCUAUUUAAAAGUUUCAGAACAUUCCUGAACAUUUUCAUUAAUCAACAAGUUCUGUGGAAGCUUAUCAGCAGUAUCACGCGAUGAAGACGAGAUAUAUCAUCAGAUCUGAAAAUUAGGGAACGGAGCAAGCUUUAAUUGAUUUAAUUAAGGUAUCGAAGCACAGACAAUAUCCUCCAGCUCUUGUGAUGACUGAUCAAUCAGCAUUUGGGAUGAAUACCACAGAUUUUAUUGACAUUACCUCAGCAGAGCCAUCAGUGACUGGGAUGAGUAGCACAGCCAUUAUUGAUGUUAUGCGAGAUGAAGCUUUUAAACCGAAUCAUUAUCUCAUAACAACUUUUAUAUUCACUGCCAUGAUUCUGAUAAUUGGAGGAAACCUUAUUGUUAUCACCGUGUUUCAUUACACGCCAUCACUACGAAAUCCAACCAGCGUAUUCAUUACAUCUCUAGCAAUUGCAGAUCUUGGAGUCGGAAUCAGCUGUUUGUUCUCAAUUCAAGCAGUCUUUGCCGAAAAAUGGUCAUUCAGCUUCGGUUUCUGCAAAGCAGUUGGAUUCUCGCUGGCCGUGGUAGUAGGGGUGUCUAUAAUGACACUAGGAUGCAUCAGCAUUGAUCGCUAUAUCGCGGUGACAAAACCGCUAAGGUACUACACAAUCGUCACUAAAAAACGUGCUAGACUGGCGUCAUUAGGCGUGUGGAUUUUAAGCUUCAUCAUCUUCAUCCCAUCAUUGUUUGGAUGGGGUUCUUAUGAAUUUAGUAAAGAAACAUACGAGUGUCGACUUCACUGGAGUCAGGAUGUUGGAUUUUCGUUUUACGUUAUAUCUAUCCUGGUUAUUCCAAAUUUACUUAUUUCUACUUUCUGUUAUUACCACAUUUACAAGGCAUGUCAACAACAAGUUAAAAAACUUCAAAAGGUAGAAAAGUUCUCGACGGACAAUGCCACUUCAGACUCUCUCGAAAGCGACACAAGCCGAAAAAACCAUGAACGAACUGUAGCUAAGAUAUUCCUAAUCAUUGUAAGCGCAUUUUAUAUAACUUGGCUACCAUUUAUUAUUAUACGGAUUAUUGAGGGUACAAGCAAUGUUGAAAUAAAACCAAUUAUAUCUUUUCUAACAGCAUGGAUGGGAAUUUUCAACAGUUUCUUGAACUGUCUUAUCUAUAGUAUCACACAUAAAUCUUUCCAAGCUGGUUUGAAAAGUUUAUUGAGAUCAAUGAAGACAGAAUGCCAGUACCAUUGUGGGAAGCUUCCUAAAAAAUGUAUGUGUUGUAACAGGGUAUAGUUAUAUACUUCAAAAAUUUGCAUUUUAACUUAAAUCAUUAACAACCUUGCUAUAAAUAUUGUUGAUUAAAAUAUGUUUUCACUACA